Messenger RNA from Pristis pectinata (smalltooth sawfish), 4729 nucleotides. It is a transcript of the gene cep85, whose product is annotated as centrosomal protein 85. The record is from RefSeq and is a predicted model, not a curated record. NCBI's taxonomy places the organism in Eukaryota, Metazoa, Chordata, Chondrichthyes, Rhinopristiformes, Pristidae. The transcript has 14 exons. Bases 144 to 2579 code for a protein of 811 amino acids. Gene Ontology annotation, cellular component: centrosome.
GUUUGAUUGCACGGUACACUAACGGCUUCCUCAGCACCGGCGUGAAGCUGAGAGUUGUCCGGUUGUUGGGUCACUGCUUGGUCUGACAUUUCGCUGUGUUGGAGGUAACGGACUGGCUGGAGUGGGAGGUGAACUCAUUUCAUAUGGCUACUUCCAGCAAGCAUAGAGACUCGAUAGAACAACAGACCAGCAUAAAAGAUUCUGAUAUACAGAGAGCAGGUUAUUGUGAAACUGAGUGGCAAACACCAGCACUUGCACAAAAGUGCCAACGCAAGACCGAAAGAAGGCCAAGUACAGCUGAUAGUGGGGACACUGCUUUAGGUACAUCUUGUUCUGAGAGCACUGAUGAUUUCUGCUGCCCCAGUGAGAGUUCGUCCUUCAAACCCAUACGUUCACAAUCCAUCAUCCCUACUGCUCAUGUCAUGCCUUCUACAUCCAGCAACAUGCCAUCUAAUCUCCACCCAAUGGGUAAUCCUGUGUUCAGUUCCAUAUCUGUACAGCCAAAUGUUGCCUCAGAUGCAAGAGAGGAAAAGUUUGGGAAGUGUUCUUCGUUAUCCAAGUUGAAUGGGGUUGAUGUUUCUAGUUUUGAGACUAUGUCCAGCAAAAUGGAAGAUUCUUCUGCCAGUAUGAGAGCCUUGCCUAUAGGUUCAACAAAUCUCUGCCGAUCUGGAUUGAAUUUGCUCGACUAUUCUUCGUACCCAAAUGUUGAACAUCUGAGAUUGGGGGAGACAGUGCAAAAAUUCGAAACUCCUCAUGUUGAACCAACCUUAAAUCAGUCUGCAUUUUUGGACACCAUAUGCAGUGAUCCCAAGUACAGGUUUCAAGGAUAUGUCAAGAGUGAGGCACCUCAUAACAUCAAUGGCGCUGGAGACAAGGAUAAUUGCAGUAGUUAUGACAUGACUUUUAAAUCUUUGCCUGAGAGUAAAUCUGUACCAGCUGGCACUGCACAGUUAGGACCAAGACCUUGCUUGCAACCAAAUGGUGGGGGAGGCUCUGUUCCUGAAGGACUCCAUACUUUACAAGGACAGCAAACACUUUGGGCUCCAAUAGGGUUAAGAGAACAAAUGCAUGGGAAGCAGCUCAACUUUCGAUCCAAAGAUAGACCGUGUGAUCUAACCACAUGGCAGCAACAACAGUUGGAGAACCUUAGACUACAAGUGGAACAGAUGCAGGUUUUGAACCAUGGAUCUCAGCAAUAUCCUACUUUUUAUCCUUAUGCACAUCAUGAACCCAACAAAUGGGACCCACUUAUAAAAGCAAAUGAGAAUUUAUUGAAAGAGAAGGAGUUGGUGAUUGAAAGGCAGAAACAACAGAUCUGUCAACUGGAGCAGAAAAUGAGGGAGAGUGAGUUACAGAUGCACAGUGCCCUGCUAGGGCGUGCUGUUCCACUCAGUGAUGUCUGUAUACUCCGACUGCAGGAAUCUCUAAGGGAAAAUGCUUUCUUGCGGGCGCAUUACGUUGAACAUACAGAGGCAUUGGGUAAUGAGAAAUCGGAGAUGGAGAAAAAACUAGCAACAGCAGAAGUGGAGAUUCGCCGAUUGAAUGAGAGUCUCAGAGAAAAUACACAGAAGCACUCAGAUGAUAUGAAGAGAAUGGAAGAAAAGGUCCGAGGUCGUGACAAACAUAUCAACAACCUGAAGAGGAAGUGUCAGAAGGAGGCAGAGCAGAACAGAGAGAAGCAACAACGAAUUGAAACUCUGGAGCGGUACCUAGCAGACUUGCCCACCCUGGAUGAUUAUCAGAAGCAGAGCCGACAGCUGAAGGAUGCAGAAAUGCAAUCUGAACUGCUACAGAGCACAAUGCAGGAUCUAGAGGCCAAGCUUGGGGAAGCUCGUGCUCACUGCAGGGAAAAAGACAACAUUCUGGAAAAUCAAAAACAGAAGGAGAUGGAGCUGGUCUCCACAGUUCAUGGCCUACAGGAGAAAGUUGCAAAAUGUCUGGAGGAUGGUGUACGGUUACCUAUCUUGGAUGUAGAGAAGUUGAAGUGUGAGAGCAACAACCUCAAAGGAGAUUAUGAACGAGCCAUGAAGAUUAUUGAUAAACAGCAAAAGAAAAUGGAGCAACUUGCCUCACAAAUACAGGUCCUGGAGGAACGGGUGGUACAGGAAGAAGGGACAAGUCAAGGUCUUCGAGAAGAACUGUCAGGGAAAGAGAAUGGAUCACAAUUAUUGAGAAAGGCCAUGAAAGAGCUAUCUGCACAGAAUCAGGAACUUAUUGAAAAGAACUUGACUCUUCAGGAGCAAUUGGGACAAUUGGACCAAAAUAAGCAACUACCAUUGGAGUGCAUGCAGUUAUCAGAGAAAUUACACAGAGAGCUGGCCAGGAGUCUGCAUGAUCUACAAGCAAUCUGCAACAUCCUUACACAGAGGACCCAAGGCAAAGAUCCUAACCUCUCUCUCCUGCUUGGCAUACAAUCAAUGCAUUACUCCAGUGCGGAAGAAGGAGAUUGGCAAAACACUGAGCUACUGACCAAGAAACUGGCUGAAGUGAGGCAACUGGGCAGAGAUAUUGACGAGUUGCGAACAAUGAUAUCCGAUCGAUAUGCUCAGGAUAUGGGUGACAACUGUAUCACACAGUGAAUGUAUGCAUUGGGGUGGUGGGGAGAUGGGUGGAGGGGGGCACUCUUCUGGAGCUUUGUGUUGGACAAUCUGACAAAAAUGCCUUCAUUGAAAUUAAUUCCAGAAAAUGGUUCACAAACUUGCCACGUUGGCGCUUCCCUGUAAAUUAUAACACAGAUUAUCUCAUCACAGCUGUGUGACUUGCACCUCCUUUAAUGUGCUAGACAACAGCAUUCUUCCUCGUGUUACUGUUGUGCUUGCAGUAAAUAUUCAUUGCUACAGAAACAAAAAUAUAUGUUCAUCUGCUUUGUGAACAGUUCCUCUUCCUAAGGAAGGUAGCAACAUUUCCAGUAACCUGCAAAGCAGCUGAAACUUCGAAAGUUGUACUACAGAUGCUGGAAACUCAAAAAUGUUGAAAAUUAUCAGGUCAGGUGGCAUCUGUUUCAGAUCAAUAAUCUUUGUCAGGACUAUAUUGUUGGCUCUUUCCUUUUUCCACAGAUGCUGCCCAACACAUUUCCAGCAAUUUUUAAGUUUUGUAUAGCAAAUAAGUAUUUCUAAUGUUAGUCCCCACAUCAAUUGAAUUUCUGUCUGCUAAAUUUCUUAAACUGAAGUUUGCAGUCAGAAUAUAAUCCCAAGAAUGGGGAAUGAUAAGCCAUUUUCAGUGGGCAGUGAAAUUGAUUUUGGAAGAGAUUUUGUUGGCUAAAUUUAGAGAUAGAUGUGGUAUUAUUCAUACUGGUGAAAUUUAGGGUGUGAGGACUUCUAAAUUUAAGGAAUGGGGUACUUUUAUCAGCAAAAGUUAAGCACAAUCCAGAAGGAAGAAUGGGAAUUAAUAGACAAGUUGGGAUAGCAUUUUCAGUUUCCACCCUGAUCUUAUUGUGGGGUACUGUGAUACCUCUCUGUAAACUUGAUGCCCAUUACUGAUGAUACUUGAUUACUUUGCAGAACAGCUGGACAGGAAUGAGUGUGUGCAAUUCUCCCAGUCCCCACCACCUGAGUUGAGUCGAUCUCUAUUAACAAUUUUAAAUCUUGUAUAUUUUGGUGAAUUUUGCACUCAAAGUGAAUUAUCUUCCAGACUGAGGAAUGGGCACUGUAUGUAUUGUCACACUGGGAAUUGAUGCACGUGCAAAUUUCUGCUCCUGUGCAUCUGUACCAAUCUGGCUUUCCUUUCCCCAGUGCACCUAUCAGAUGACCCAAAUGCAGAUAGGGAGCAUUAAGAAUUGAAUUGUGACUACCACAACCAAAACUAGAACCUAGAUUCUGCAGGAAGAUAUUGAAUCAAUGAAUUAAGUGGAUUGAAAGCUUUGAUUGCUUUUGGGAAUCUCAAAAGUGGAGUUUAUUGAAGUGGCCCCUAGGUGUGAUAGUGUUGCAGUUCCAGAUUGUGCAUCUGUUCCAGUUAACUGUAGGGAAAGAGUAGUUGUGGGAAAUGAUGCUGUAUUUAACCUUGAAUAAAAUGAAGCUGGUGCCUGAUCAAACAGUGAUCAUUCCAGCAUUGUUGAACAGUUACUUGUACAAGAUCCUUAUCAUUUAAUAGGCAAUGCUAAUUGAUUCAUCAUUUUCAUUCAGGUGGAUGAAGGUGUAUAAAGUCAACUGGAGGUGCUGUAACAACUAGUAACAAUUUGACAGAUUUUCAGUCCGAGUCUCUCGGGGUGUUUUCUGUCAAAUACGAACAGAUAGGCUUGUUUUCAGUCCAUUUCCUGCAUUCAUAAGGUAGAAGAACCUCAUCUGUAAAUAAAAUAGUAUAAAAUUUUUGGUUGUAUUUAAGUGCCACAACGUCUCACUUUGUCCAGUGGUCUGUGAACGAAAACUUUCCUUUGUGUAAUAUUUGAUGCAAUGUUAGAUUUUUUCUGAACUUCUACCAGACUAAGAAAUUUUCUUUUUUUCGUACUGAAAAACAUAAAGAUGUCAGAAUAUAGGGAAUAAUUUAUGUCUGAUAUAACUGGAAAGUGUGCCCUGCAAAUUGAGCCAUAACUCAGGAUAUCUCAUCUUGCAUUUUAUCUGAAUGGGGUUAAUUGUGAUAGAAAAUUCACACCAUCUCCUUUGCUUUGCAAGGACAUCCAUUUAUACUGAUUUUAUUAACUUUUUCUAUGUUUUUAAUGCCAGAAUUAUUUAUAAAUUUCAUACAUGUAAUUAUGUUUGUAUUUGCAAAUAAAGUUUUAUAUUUUACUGGCUGC